Molecule: messenger RNA, 2367 nt
Organism: Diceros bicornis minor
Lineage: Eukaryota; Metazoa; Chordata; Mammalia; Perissodactyla; Rhinocerotidae
Gene: PHOSPHO2
Product: phosphatase, orphan 2
Exons: 5
Coding region: 600-1325 (241 amino acids)
Molecular function (GO): phosphatase activity
Source: RefSeq, a predicted model, not a curated record
GGCCGUAGGGUUGGAGAACGGAGGCUGCGCCUGCGCAGGACCCCGAGGCCCGGCGUGCGAGUAGGGUUGCCCUCGCGGGCAGGCGCCGGGGCGAAACCGGAAGACAGAGUAGGCAGGAGUGGCGCGGAGGCCAGCCGGCCUGGGUCCCUGAGGAGCCCUGGGCACCCGAACCGGCCUGCUGCUGCCGUCCUCAUCCAACGCUGGCCUCACGGGGGACGACCCCCAACGAGGUCCCUGCACCUACCUUCGGGGCGGACCCGGCAGGUUUUCUGUCAGAUGUUCCACCGUAAUAAUGCUGGAGUUAAGAAGUCUCUAUUCCUUUGCUCCAAACCAGAAGACUUUGUUCCCUGAUACAGAGUAGGAGCAAUGUUGGUUAGAAACUGGCUGGUGUUUAAAACUGAAGACUGUCAUGACUAUUUAACCUAGGCUCUAUGCUGAAGUAAGAUUAAUUGUCUUGGAAAUACUAAGUUGGAUUGUAAGAGAAUAAUUGUUCCAUUACUUCUCUCAUUGGAUUGCUCUAUGGUUUAAUUCUGAGUGCUCAAAGAAUCAUCCCCACAGGAACACAAUAAUACUGGUAACCAAAAUCUGUUUCUAGAACCAUGAAAAUUUUGCUGGUUUUUGACUUUGACAAUACAAUCAUAGAUGACAAUAGUGACACCAGGAUUGUACAAUGUGCUCCAGAGAAAAAGCUUCCUAUUGAACUAAAAGAUUCUUAUGAAAAAGGAUUUUGGACAGAAUUUAUGGGCAGAGUCUUUAAGUAUUUGGGAGAUGAAGGUGUAAGAGAAGAUGAAAUGAAAAGAACAGUGACAUCAAUGCCUUUCACUCCAGGGAUGGUGGAACUUUUAAACUUUAUAAGAAAGAACAAGGAUAAAUUUGAGUGUAUCAUUAUUUCCGAUUCCAAUUCAGUCUUCAUAGAUUGGGUUUUACAAGCUACCAAUUUUUAUGAUGUGUUUGAUAAAGUGUUUACAAAUCCAGCAGCUUUUGAUAGCGAUGGUCAUCUCACUGUGGAAAAUUAUCAUGCUCAUUCUUGCAAUAGAUGCCCAAAAAAUCUUUGCAAAAAGGUAGUUUUGGGAGAAUUUGUACAUAAACAGUUACAGCAGGGAGUGAAUUAUACACUAAUUGUUUAUAUAGGUGAUGGUGGAAAUGAUGUCUGUCCAGUAACCUUUUUAAAGAAGAAUGAUGUUGCCAUGCCACGGAAAGGAUAUACGUUACAGAAAACACUUUCCAGAAUGUCUCAAAAUCUUGAGCCUGUGGAAUCUUCUGUUGUAGUUUGGUCUUCAGGUAUUGAAAUAAUUUCUCAUUUACAAUUUCUAAUAAAGGAGUAAUAUGCCAACAAUUGAAAUGUGUAUCAGUUAAGAUUAGGUACAGCAGCAUAAAACUAAAACUCGAAAUACCAGUGGCUUAUAAAAAAGAAAGAUUUUUUUCCCUCUCACUUAAAAGAAUUCCAGGCUACUGUGUUGCUCUACCAACCUCAGCACUUGGCCUCCCACUCAUGAUCCAAGAUUGCUAUUCAAGCUCCAUCCCUCACAUCAUCAACAUUCUGGCCAGCAAGAAGAAGGGAAGUAAGUGAGAAGGUUGCACCCUCAUUUAAAUUUCAUUGGCCAAAACUUAAGUACAAUGCCCCCACCUAACUGCAAAGAAGGAUAAAAAAUAUAGCUUUUAUUACAGAUGGUCAUAUGCCUGGGAAAAAUUGGAAAAAAGAGGAGUACAAAAUUGAGGCAAGAGGUGAAUGCAACUAGCGGUCUCUACCCAAGGUGGGUGAUAGGUAGAUUAUAUUUUUAAAUUUAUUCUCAGAGUAGUUGUAUAUUUUACUUUCUUAGAUACUUAUUUCAAAAGCAUGUCCAGUAGUUACAGAUCUUAGAAAUAAGCCUGUUGCUUUAUUCACAUAAGAAUAAAAGGCUCCCAAAUGUAUAUAAUGUCCUACUCCUAAAUCAGUGUAUUUUGAAAAUAGGGAUGCAGUAUAUGUUGCCCAAAUUUUCAUCAAUUUCAGACUUUCCUUUUGAAAUGAAAUACAAAUUAAUGUUCUUCAAAUAUUUUAAAUGUAUAUUAGCAUCACAGACUAUAACUCUAGUAUGCUGGUUUAAUUAAUAUGUUAUUUCUGUUUGGCAAUGCAGUCUUGAGUGAUAACAAUAUAUAAUUUGUAGAGAUACUCUACAUUUAAGAGACUGUUUCAUAUAGAGAUUUUAGCAAAAUAUCAACUGAUCUAGAAAGUUUUAUAAUUCCAUGCUAAUUUCUAGACUCAUGUUUUAGAGGCAUAAAUAUCCAUUAUGUAAUAAUAUUAGGAUUUUCUUUUCCAUUAUGGAAAGCUCCAGAAAUAGAAGUGUUCAGUAUAAUUUAAUGGGAAAAAACUGGUACUGAUUUAUUUUU